Messenger RNA from Phytophthora infestans T30-4, 1329 nucleotides. RefSeq lists its product as uncharacterized. The record is from RefSeq and is a predicted model, not a curated record. Lineage: Eukaryota; Oomycota; Peronosporomycetes; Peronosporales; Peronosporaceae. Gene Ontology annotation, molecular function: chloride channel activity. The coding region runs from base 1 to 1329 and encodes 442 amino acids. The transcript has a single exon.
AUGGCAAUGAUAGCAAUGGUUGUUGCAGUCAUCAACCAUUAUCAUCCUUUCGUGGUGGCCACUCGGAACUCGACAGCGUUCACGGAUUCCUUGACGGUGUUUAACACGUUUCUGGGUUUAAUCGUCUCGUUCCGGUUGAAUUCGGCCUUUACGCAAUGGCGUGCUGGUAUGGUGGCAAUAGGGGCACUAUCCGAAGCUGCACGGGAGAUCGUUGGCUCCGGCUGUGCGUACGUGAGCACAACUAUCAGGGAAGAACUCAAGGAGCACAGUGUGGAGGACACGAACGACCACGCCUUUGCUGACGCAGCAAAGCGCAAUGGUCGGACGCUGGAAGAGGAGAUCGAGCUGGGCAAAAAGCGUAAUCACCUCGCCCACAAGCAUCAGCCUAUUCCACGUGAUGUUCUGGAGAAAUGUACGUUCUUCACCGAGUUACGCCGUCUAGUAUUCCUGUACAUUGCCAUUGUAUUCCACGACUGUCGUGGCCGUGAUGGUAUCGACAGGUUGAAAGACUCGGGUGUAUUGACUGAUGCUGAAUACGACGAGCUCUACGCAUGCGGUUCGGAGCACAAGAAAGAGGUGAAAGACAAGGAAUCGUACCGUGCGUUGGUUCGUCGUACCCCGCACAAGCUUCGUGCCACGAUCACUGAGCUUUGGCUCAAACGAUUGGUGCAAGUUGCAACACGCCGUGGCCACCUGACGCUACCCAAUGCCAACAAUUUGCAGAUCAAGAUCGCGCAACUACCGAACCUGUACACAACGGUAUUCAACAUUGCAAACGUCCCGAUCCCUUUCAACUACAUGCAGUACCUGCAGUUCCUACUAGCAGGGUAUAUGCUACUGUACACUUUUGUGAUCGUGCCGAACUCGGGACUGUAUACCCCGAUUUGGGUGUUUUUGUGGGGCACUUUCCUCUUCAUGGCCGACGAAGUUGCCAUGGAAAUCGAAUGUCCCUUUGGCUUGGAUGCCAAUGACAUUGACCUGGAAUCUCGGCUUCUGCAGAUUGAGGAAGAACUCAUCGUGCUGAUCCGCAGUCAGUAUUAUUUCGUGACGGGGGGUGCCAGCCUUUCGAAAAUUCCAGAGAACUUGGAAGAUGGCUCUUGGCGUCAAGUACGUCUCGCAAAGCUGCAGUCGAAGCCAACGAUUGCGGAGUCAUUCUCCUUCCACCAAGGUCGACUCUCUCCGUCGAAUAUGGCAACGGUACAGCAGGAUUUACUGCCUGAAAUCAACGAGUUCACUGCUUUGAUUCAAGACCCAUCGACUGCCAAGAAAAAUACAAUGGCGGACUCGACGAAAUCUUUUGAAUACGGCUCCACGGAUACCGUGGCAUAG